CUUGCUUUUUCUGUUUCUCUGCUUUCCCCCUGCAAUCCUUCCCUUCCAUUAGACACAGUAAAGAAAAGAGCGAUGGGUUUCAGUCUCAGUGUCUUCUUUUUACGAUGACCACAUCGCUCCUUCACAUCACAACUCAUCUCCCUCUUCUUCCCUUAACCAAAAAGAAGAAGAAGGAGAAGAAGAUGGCUUUUCAAGAUUCUUCCUUUCUUCUCGAUUCUCUCUACUGUCAUGAGCCCAACCUGGAUGAACAAGACGACGAACAAGAACACCCACAAUCAGAGUUAUCAGAUGAAACUGAUCUCUCGAACAAUAAUGCUUCUCUGUUUCCUCUGCUUCUGUUGGAGCAAGAUUUGUUCUGGGAAGACCAAGACCUCAUCUCUCUCUUCACCAAAGAACAGCAACAACAUCAAGAAGUUGCCAACUUCAACCUGGGUAAUCUGGAAUUUUCAGGCUCUCGCCUCUCCUUGGCUCGUCGUGAAGCUGUGGAGUGGAUUCUUAAGGUGAAUACUCACCAUGGCUUCUCUGCUCUUACUUCAACUCUGGCCAUUAAUUACUUGGAUAGGUUCAUUUUAAGCUUCAAAAUUGAAAUAGAGAAGCCAUGGAUGAUCCAACUGGUGGCUGUCACUUGCCUUUCUUUAGCUGCAAAGGUCGAAGAGACACAACUCCCUCCUCUUCUAGACCUCCAAGUGGAAGGUACGAAGUAUGUGUUCGAGGGCAAGACGAUUCUGAGAAUGGAGCUUCUGGUUUUAUCGACCCUGAAAUGGAAGAUGCACCCAGUGACACCAUUAUCGUUCUUAGAUCACAUCAUUAGAAGGCUUGGAUUGAAAACCCAUCUUCACUGGCAAUUUCUCAAGCGUUGUGAGCAUCUUCUUCUAUCAGCACUUUCAGAUUCAAGAUUCGUGGGCUGUCUUCCUUCUGUGUUGGCCACAGCCACAAUGCUUCGUGUUAUAGAGCAGAUACAGCACAAUGAUGCAGCUGAAUACAAAAAACAACUCCUGGAUGUGCUUAAAAUCAACAAGGAGAAAGUAGAGGAGUGUUAUAAAGCAAUUCUCGAGGCGUCUGAUAAUAAGAAUAGAAAGAAGAGAAAGCAUGAUGAAAGAAUAAUAAUCCCUGUGAACCUAAGUGGCUUAAUCGAUGGUGGAGUUGGGACCGAUGAAGGAUCCAACGGUUCGUGGAAAGUAGGGUCAUCUUCAUCAUUAUGUUCUUCACCAGAUCAGUCUCUGUUGAAGAGGAACAGAGCUCAGCAACAGCAUCAACAACAACAGCGUAAUAUGAAGUUGUCUCCAUUGAAUCUGGUUGGUGUUGCAAUUGUUGUCUCAUCUCCUAAAUAACGAAGAACUUGUAAUUUUCAUAUUCUGGUAUCCCGCAGCAUAUGGUAAAGAAUGAGUAUAUAUUAUCUCUUUCUUCAUUUUCAGCAAUGUCCAA
Molecule: messenger RNA, 1425 nt
Organism: Neltuma alba
Lineage: Eukaryota; Viridiplantae; Streptophyta; Magnoliopsida; Fabales; Fabaceae
Product: cyclin-D3-1-like
Exons: 4
Coding region: 105-1331 (408 amino acids)
Source: RefSeq, a predicted model, not a curated record